Messenger RNA from Baudoinia panamericana UAMH 10762, 848 nucleotides. RefSeq lists its product as uncharacterized. The transcript has a single exon. The coding region runs from base 195 to 476 and encodes 93 amino acids. Lineage: Eukaryota; Fungi; Ascomycota; Dothideomycetes; Mycosphaerellales; Teratosphaeriaceae. The record is from RefSeq and is a predicted model, not a curated record.
CUCUCAGUAGUCAGCCCGCAUUAGUCCACAUCCUUCUGAGGUGACGCUGAAAAUGGAACGCUAAGACCUGCAAAGUCGGACAGGGAUCAUGUGCGAGCCAGUGCGCUUGGAACACGCGAAAACGGUUAGAGCCGCUGUAGCUAGAGGAAAUUGCUUGGCUGACAGGCCACAUCGCGCAGCUGAGAGACGCCAGAAUGUAUUCUAAGAGCACGCGACCUGCUGCGCAAUACUGUACAAUUGUUCGCAGCACCGUAUCGCAACCUGCGAAUCUGCGUCUUCGACCUUUGUUGUACCUUACCGGAAUGCGUGAGCGACUAGUCUCGCACCUCGACAGUACGCGGGUGGCAAGCGACCGAGUGUCCGAUCCAAGGCGUGUGUCUGUGCUGAACAAGACUCCAACGGGGGAAGUCACAGGCAGCUACCGAGAUGGUGACGCCGACGAGAUGGGCGCGACAAGCUUUGUAGCCCCGUUCUAGCUUCAUCGUCGCUGAUUUCACCGUCAUGGUAGCGAAACGGGCGCUGUUAGAUCCUCACCCUGAGAGGGACAGUGUCUGUUGUGGGUCUAGACCGGUCCGCCCUGAGCCUCAUUCAGUAGCGAUGCUGCGUUGCUACUGCUCUGCUGCUGCUGGUCACAGAAGACAUCUAGUUCAAGUCCCCUUCAGACAAACUGUCAUAAACGAACGAUCGUGCACGGCGUAACACGGUCAGCCCGUCUGCUCACCGUGGCGUCUCACAGCUGAGAUGGACGUGAUCAGACCGCCCGGUUCGCACACAGUCUCUCGCCCGUUGUCAGCGAACAAACGCGGCUGGACUCUCUCGGUGCCGACCUGCUUUGACAGCGUUCAUUG